Messenger RNA from Penicillium atrosanguineum, 897 nucleotides. Its product is annotated as SDR family NAD(P)-dependent oxidoreductase. NCBI's taxonomy places the organism in Eukaryota, Fungi, Ascomycota, Eurotiomycetes, Eurotiales, Aspergillaceae. Bases 1 to 897 code for a protein of 298 amino acids. The record is from RefSeq and is a predicted model, not a curated record. Gene Ontology annotation, molecular function: oxidoreductase activity. The transcript has 5 exons.
AUGUCUUCCUUGAGCACCUUUGAUCUCUUUAAUGUCAAGGGCCGCGUGGCGGUAGUCACCGGUGGGAGUAGCGGCAUAGGACUCAUGAUAUCCAAAGGAUUAGUGACGAAUGGGGCCAAGGUCUAUCUGCUGGCUCUGCCGAGUGAUCCAAUUGCCGAAAUUGUUCAAGACCUGAACAUCUUGGGGCGUGAUACUGGAGGAAGCGCUGAAGGAUUCCCUUGCGAUCUUUCGUGUAAGGACUCGAUCAAUACGCUUGCCCGGAAGAUCACCUCAAAGGAAAGAAGUCUGGACAUGCUUAUCUCGAAUGCGGGAAUCCGCCGCGAUCCACCGCAAGCAUGUAAUGUUCUCACGGCGCCGCUGGACGAACUCCAAGCUUCGAUGUGGUCAAUUGAUCAAAAGGAUUGGGAGGACACCUUUCGCGUGAAUACCACAGCUCAUUACUUCCUUAGCGUGGCCUUCCUACCAUUACUUGCUGCGGCCGCCGAUCAACCAACGAGCGACGGCGGCAAGGGUCAAGAUGAGGGAAGAGGGGUCAUUGUCAUUACCAGCUCCUGUGCGAGCAUGCAUAAUGCUACAAAUGUGGAUCUGACGAGCUAUGCAACAAGCAAGGCAGCAACGGAUCACUUGGUAAAAUUGUUGGCGGCCAAGUAUAAUCGGUUCUACGUCCGAGUCGUGGGCAUCAACCCCGGAUUUGUUCCCAGUAAUAUGAAUCCCGUCGGCGCCGCCGGAAAUAUCUUCAGUUCGCUUUUCGACAAAGUGCCAGCGAAAAGAGCGGGCGCUUCCCAGGAUAUCGCAGGAACGGUGCUUUACCUUGUAAGCAAAGCCGGGUCAUAUGUUGAUGGUGUUUCGCUCUGCGUGGAUGGGGGUCGCAUUCUGUUAGCGAACGGGCAGGAGUAG